This is a messenger RNA of Aquila chrysaetos chrysaetos, 7753 nucleotides long. RefSeq names its product coiled-coil domain containing 80 (gene CCDC80). The coding region runs from base 694 to 3567 and encodes 957 amino acids. The record is from RefSeq and is a predicted model, not a curated record. Lineage: Eukaryota; Metazoa; Chordata; Aves; Accipitriformes; Accipitridae. The transcript is spliced from 8 exons.
AGUGGGGAGGAGGCGGGUUCUGCUGAGCUGUUAAAUCCUGAGUGAAGUUUCCCCCAUUUCCAGUGGCCACCGUUGUCUGAGGCUGGUUCGGAGCGGGGCUGGGGUUACCCUGACAUUUCUGGGACCGUGGCCAGCCAAGAAGGGAAAGAGAAGAAAAGACGAGUCUUUUACAAUUUGCUUUUGUCGAAGUGUGGAGAAAGGGGAAAGGGAAGUGUCCUUUUUUUUCAGCAUCACAUUCCUGUGUUUUUCUUCAGCCUGGAAAAUAUAUUAAUGCUGGUGCUUUCCUCUCUGGAAACAAAGGAACUAAACGGGACUGAGGAAGCAAGGAGUGGGAAGGAGGCUUGGGAAGUUUAAAAGAGAGAGACUCGGAGCAGCCUGGAGUUCCCUUUUCUUAAAUGAAAUCCCUGCCUGUGUGGGUAACCGGUACAGCAAAAAGGCAGACCUGCAGGUAAAUGGAGAAGCAGAGAUCCCAAAGGAAAUUUCCGCUAACCUCAUCCCACUUGUCAAGAAGGUGAAGAAGAAAGAAAGUUAAAAGACACACAGGGAGACGGACAGGCUCUGGGACCUAUUGGGCUGCAUAAAGAUAAAUCACUGGGCAGCAGCAAAGCUGUAUGGCAUUGGUCUCCUUUUAAAGGAAAAAGACGUGAAACCUCGUCUCUGGAAGGGGAACUUCCCUGAGAGUCAGAUUGCACAAUGAACUGGAGGCCAGCUCUCAGCUUAGCCCUGCUGUGGGCAGCAUGGCUAGUGUGCGGCUCUGAGAAGACAGGGAGGCUAGCGGAAAGAGGGAGCCAUGGAGUUAGGAAAGUGCCCCUGGCUUACAGGGCUCCAAGCAGCCUCCUGAGAAGGUCUGGAGCAUCCCUGAGGAAUUCAAGCCCAAAUCCCCAACACCCCGGCACCAGGAGGCAUUCUUCAGCACCUCCAAAGGCACCUGCCAAUCUCCUGCAAGGGGAAGCACGUUCCCAGGCCAGGGGCACGGGGACCAGAACGAGACGGGUACAGAGACUCACAGCUGCAGCCAAAUACUCCAAGUCCGAGAUGAUUAAGGACGAAGGGAUAUCCUCUGCCUCACAGUCACGAGUGGUACGUUUCCCUUCAGGGUCAAGUUCCCCCAAUGUCCUGGCCAGCUUUGCUGGGAAAAAUCGGGUGUGGGUCAUUUCUGCCCCCCAUGCCUCUGAGGGCUACUACCGGCUCAUGAUGAGCCUGCUGAAAAACGAUGUUUACUGUGAACUGGCUGAGAGGCACAUCCAGCAGAUUGUGUUGUUCCAUGAAGAAGGGGAAGAAGGGGGAAAAGUCAGAAGGAUAACCAACGAAGGAAAAAUCCUGGAGCAGCCACUAGAUCCUGCCCUCAUCCCUAAGCUCAUGAGCUUUCUGAAACUGGAGAAGGGGAAAUUUGGCAUGGUGCUGUUGAAGAAAACUCUGCAGGUGGAGGAAAGGUACCCUUAUCCAGUCAGGCUAGAGGCCAUGUACGAAGUCAUUGAUCAGAGCCCCAUCAGAAAAAUUGAGAAGAUGAGGCAGAAGGGCUUCAUCCAGACGUGCAAAGCAGCUGGGGUGGAGGGACAAGUGGUUGAGGAAGGCAACAAUGGGGGCAGCACCCAGCCUACCCCCGGGGGUGGACAUGUCCAGGUGUCAGCAAGGAAGGAGGAGCCAAGGAAGAGCAAUAAUCAGCCACCAAGGACCAAAACAGUGAGGAAACCGAUGACAACCACAGUGGCUACUCCUCUGCCUACAGUAAGGACCACUACCCUCCCUCCCACCACCACCACAACUACCCGCGCCACCACCCGCGCAGUGACAACAGCAAGCCGGUCUACGACAACAACUACACCCCUCCCCACCACGCAGAGGACCUGGACCACAAAGUCACAUUCCACCACAGAGUACCACAGGCUGCCAGUAGCCCCCGAUGCCACCACGCCACGAGUCACAGGCUCUGAGGAUUUCUACUCUCCUGUGUGGAAGGCAAACCGCAGGGACCGGCAGCGCGGCCACCCAGAGAAACACUCGGCGGCCACACGGAAACCAAGCAAAGCUGCCCGCUAUGACAGUUUCACAGAAGUCCCAACAGCUCCCUCAGUGCACUAUACAAAGGCAAAUGUGGGUAGAUUUAAAGAUAACCGAACAGACAGAAAGGACUAUAACCACAGGGACCUGAACGUCACACCAGGGCAACACAAACCAACUAAGACUAAACCACCGAAGAAGAAGGCCCAAGAAAAGAUACUGAGCAAUGAAUAUGAAGAUAAAUAUGACCCGAGCAAGCCUGCUAGUUCCCAUUUAGAGGAGGAGUUUGCAGCAGGAAAUAUUCCCCCAAAGAAAGGAAAAGAAUCAAAGAAGCAUGAGCGAAUGGAUAAACCUGAGAAGAAGAAGAAGAAGGACAGACCUGACAAGCUACAGAAGAGUGAGAAGCAGUCCAAGAAGGACAAAGCUGAGAAAAAGAACAAGCAGGACAAAGACCGUAGCAAGAAGAACAAGAAGGGGAGCAGGACUGAGAAUGAGGAUUUCCCCAAGUCCAACAAGAAGCCUUUCCUACAGCCUCCCAGGAAAUCAGUGACUGACCUCCUGGAAUAUUUUGAAGGCAAAAGGCGGCUCAUUCUGAUCACAACCCCCAAGGCGGACAACACCAUGUAUGUACAGCAGCGAGAUGAAUAUCUGGAGAGCUUCUGCAAGAUGGCAACGAGGAAGAUCUCAGUCAUUACAAUUUUUGGCACCAUGAACAACAGCAGCAUGAAAAUUGACCACUUCCAGCUAGAUAAUGAAAAGCCCAUGAAAGUGAUAGAGGAUGAAGAUCUUGUGGACCAGCAGCUCAUCAGUGAGUUGAGGAAAGAGUAUGGGAUGACCUACAAUGACUUCUUCAUGGUGCUGACGGACACUGACAUGAAGGUCAAGCAAUACUAUGAAGUACCCAUAGCAAUGAAGUCUGUGUUUGAUUUGAUCGACACCUUCCAGUCACGAAUUAAAGACAUGGAAAGACAGAAAAAAGAGGGCAUUGUCUGCAAAGAAGAUAAGAAGCAAUCCCUUGAGAGUUUCCUAUCCAGGUUCCGAUGGAGAAGGCGGCUGGUGGUGAUCUCUGCUCCCAGUGAUGAGGACUGGGCUUAUUCCCAGCAGCUUGCUGCUCUCAGUGGACAAGCCUGCAAUUUUGGUCUGCGCCAUAUAACUAUCCUCAAAUUGCUAGGACUUGGAGAAGAUAUUGGAGGUGUCUUAGAGUUGUAUCCCAUUAAUGGAAGCUCUGCUGUAGACCGAGAAGAUAUCCCAGCUAAUUUGGUGAAAGACAUUCGAAAUUAUUUCCAAAUUAGCCCAGAAUAUUUCUCAAUGCUUCUAGUUGGGAAAGAUGGAAACGUCAAAUCCUGGUAUCCUUCUCCAAUGUGGUCUAUGGCAAUUGUGUAUGAUCUGAUUGAUUCCAUGCAGCUUCGGCGACAGGAAAUGACAAUUCAGCAAUCGCUCGGCAUGCAGUGCCCAGAUGAUGAGUAUGGUGGGUAUGGUUAUCAUAGCUAUCACCAAGGAUACCAGGAAGGUUACCAAGAUGACUACCGUCACCACGGAAAUUACCACCAUGGAUAUCCAUACUGAAAAGAGCAACUUAGCCUCCAACUGCCCCAUGUCUGUCUUCUAAUAGCUAUCCAAGCAAUAGGUGGCCGGUUGCAGAAAGUCUUCCCAGGCCACCCAGAUAUCCAUGCCUCGUUCUUCCACUGUUCAAUUAAAGGACUUUGGUCAUUUGCCUUCUCAAAAAUGCAGAAGCCUUCACAGUGAAGCAAUUCAAACCAGUAGUAUUGAAGCUUUAAACAAUAAAGACUCCUUUAUAUUUUUAAGCCUUUAAAAACAAAGGUGAUCAGCAGGUGCUGUUUGUAUUAAAACCAAACCCACCCCCCGCCACAGCCCCAGUCCAUGGACACUACUGUAGGGCAGGACUCAAACUGUCCAACAAAUAUUGCAAUGCUCUUUUUAGUAUUUUUUUCUAAGGAGAAAAAAAUUAAGUAUAUUUAUUGGAAAGUGAGAUUGCAUUGUGCUCAUGAAGAGAAGCAAAGAAUCACACUUCAGGACUUUCCCAGAAAAGGAAAAUUUAAGAAAGAAGCAUGGGGCAGGCUCUUUAAUAAUAACAAUAAUAACAAUAAAACCCUUUUGAAGUACCUUGUCUAAAAAACCAGCAUCCCUUUUACAGUGCAUUAACAUUGUAAUUAGCUGACUUUAUCAAUGAAAAUAAGAAUUUAUGGCUAUGGCAAGAUUUGUUCCAGUACAAUACAAUGUAAAGUUAUUAACUACAAAGCUUGCUGCAUGGCCAUUUAUUCUUUUAAUUGGGGUCCCUGUUCUCUUAGGUCCUGCCCACCUGACAGUUAAAUCCAAGUUAAUGAGAGCUAAGUGGAAACAUCAACCAUAGUUAGCAUUGUCUGAAAUACAGAAAACUGAAAAGCAUUAUUUUCAUCAGAAAAAAAGGAAAAAAAUUCUCAUUCAUAUAUAUUUUAAAUGAGUUGUAACUAGCUCUCUAUAACAAUGUUUUUAAUUAAACUAUUGCUCUAAAUUUCAAAUUUCCUUCUACCUCUUCUUCACAUACCCUCCCCCAUGAAAAAAAAAAAAAAAGACUAAAUGUUUAUAAAACUACUUGGAAAUAAUUUGGUCUGCUACUAAACCAGCUCUAUUUCUCCCACACUUUCCAAAAUGGUUUUCUUCUCUCUUUUCAUUGGUGUCUUCGGCCAUUGGAUCUGCUGCACCACCCUACUCCUACUGAAAUCAGUGGCAGGAACUGCAUGCAUAGCCACACUUUCAACACCAUUUGGAUUAGAUUUCUAAACAUUAAAGAGCCAGCAGAAAGAUUCAGGAAUGUCCUGAAGUGAAGGUAUCAUGCAAGCCUUCAUAGAGGCACAGUGGUCACUUCUAAUGUCGAAGGCAUGCCCGACCAGUCACAUUCCUUUUUAUAAUCCAUGACAUGGGUGCACAUCAUGUAUAGAUACAUGCAAGAGGGCACUCUUACUAGGUUUUGCGAUCACAGCAACAGCACAGGAAUAGGGAGAAACUACAGCUAUGUGCCAGAGCAUGCCCCACAGUUUGAGUUUUAGCAUUUUCCUGAUUCUUUUAUUUUGGCCCAGACGAAAACAGAACUGGGUAAAGCAACAAGUUCACUCAAAGCCAGAUGCUUUCUUUAGAAACUUGGUCACAAAAGGUCAGACCUUGCUUGCCCUUCUGAAUGUCAGAAAGGCAGAAAGAUGUGGAGGUCACAGGGCCUGGUCACUUUUUCCUUAGCUUUACAAACCUGGUCACCCUCUGGGGCAGGCUACCCUCCGUAUCACAAGGUCUAGUCAGCACAGGGUACAGCUCCCAACUUACCUCUCUCAGGUGACUGGAGCUAAGUGAGGGGAUGGUAGGCAUUUGACAGAACCAUUUUGAGAGGACUCCUACCCGCAGAGAGCUUCCAGGUUCUCAUUAACUACAAUACUUCCACAUCUGAAAGCAGUGGACACAGAAAUUCAAAAAACCAAAGAGGAGCUAUGAAAAAGAAUCACAGAACUGGUUUCUAGAAGAAAAUGGGAGGUCCCAUAUCUCAGUUUUAGAAAACAAGUGCUUAUUGCAUCAGUGUAUGAAGGUCAGCUGCCUAACUUUCUUAGCCUAAAGCAAAAGCUGAGGAAAGUAUACCAGAUAUCUAACAGCCACCUCCUGUAGACAAAAAGAGAAACAUCUUUAGGGUGUUUUCUUUCAGGUGUUCAUUUCAACUUUUCUGUAAUCUUGUAUUUUCGUGUAAAGUCUUUAAAUGAAAGCCCUUUUAACUCACAUUACAAAUCAUGGAAACUAAAUGUCCUGUGCUGAGCAGGAAGAGACAGUUAACUUACAAAAAAGAGUGCAACACCUGAUCCAAAUUGCUUUUUUUUUUUUCCCCUCUCCAGAAUUCAUUGUGCAAGUACCAAACCCAGCAUAGGCAUUCAGUGGGAGUUGCAUUAAAAAGACAACUCCAAACAAGUUGUCCACUUUAAGGGAGGUUGGGAUGGGCUCUUAACCAAAACUACACAUUCAAAUAUCCAUAGAAUUUGAGGAAGACUCAGUAUUAUUCUACAUUCUGGUGCUGAUUCCUGCCUUCAUUACAAACUGGCUCAAAAUUACCAGAAACUUUUAGCAAUGAAUUAAAAUCCUGAUUUUGCAACCUACCUCUCCCUAUGGAAAACUAAAAGCAAAGCCUGAAGGAACACCAAGCCAAAAAAUCCUUUCAACAGAAACAUACAGUUAUCUUAAAGACUGUAAGCAUUCAGGAGCUACUAUACUCCAAAUUAAGACUUCAUUUUUCAAAACACAAAUCAAAUCCAAAGCACUGGAUCCGUCCCUGCAGCAUCACUCUGAGGACAGACUUACUGAAAUGAAGGUCCUAUUUCUACAGCUCUUAGUGGGAAGAUUCCACAUGAUAAAGAAUAACUUUUUUCUUAUACAUGGGAUUUGAUUCAGCUCCAAGAUGGCUGUUUUCAUCCACAGGCUGUCUUUCAAGCACCAUGGCUCUGUUGCUACAUUCACAAAGUAGCUGAAAUUAACCAAAAUAAAUAUUGCUUUAAUUGGCUUGUUAUAAACAAGAGAAACACGAACACACUUCUCUUCCUGGGAGGUUCUGUGAACUAUUUCCUCAAACCUGGAAGGAGGAACAUAACAUCCUCAGCAGCAAUUAAGUUCAAAUGUUUGUGAAUUUGGGUUCUAAAUCACAGCUUAGAAAAAGCUCUCUGCCCGAUGUAUUUAUUGAAGACUGUGUGCCAAACUAAUGUUGCUCUCCAAAAAUCUCCUCAUAAAUUUCCCUGUUGUUAUUUGAGGAGAAAAUUAGUAAGCUUUCCAACAUGGAGUAGGUCAACAACCAUACAGGGGAAACACUUAAUCAAGUGGGAUUCACAUAAUCUAUUUGAAACAUGUAACUCCAUAGAAUAGCUUCCCCUUGCUAACCAGGGCUGCUCUCCAGCUGACAAUCAUUUACAGUCACUUCCUCUAACAAAUCCCAUGUACACACUAAAUUUGACUAUUGCCAUGGAAGGUACAGCUGCACAGAAUUGCAUGGUUAUACUUUUGGGUUACUUUACACACUUUUUUAUUGCUAAGUUGAUGCAAAUCCUUACCCAUUUUUAGACAGCAGUUAACAUUCCUGUUGCUGCAAAGGGGAUAUACAGUUCUCCUCCAUUAUGAAAAGAAACCUGCCUGGCCAAUCCAACAGAAUCUCUCUGAGACCUCCAACCUGAAGGCAACAGAAAGAUUUCUACACGUUAGACAGGACCAACUCUACAGCACAAGUAAACGCUUGGAUCAACAGUUAUAUACCUGGUAUCUUUGUGCAAUCUAAGACUUUGGCAAAUAAGACAAGCAUGAUAGCAUCGGUGAAAUUUAUAGAGGGAAAAAUCGUUAAGCAGGACAAGAGCUGAAAGCAAGAACUAAGUGCACUUUAUAAAAUCUGCAGAUCAGUCAUUUCCAUAUCUCAUUUCUCUUAAUGCAGAUACUCAGGCAGGAAGGUCAAACAUAUGGUUUUUAAGACAUUCAUCUUUGGUUUGAUGCCCUGUCAUUAGAGGUAUGAGGCUGAUUUCUAUGUUCUGACUUAAUGCAAGGCAAAGCUCUCUGGAAAAGUUAAUGUAAAAAGCUACUGCUCAUGUAAAUGCAAAGCAAUCUAAAGCUAACAGUACUUUCACUCUUCUUGGAAAUACCUGCUAAAGUUGGUAGCUAUGAUUUAAAAAGACAAUGAACUCAGGCAGGUAUAUAUUGCAAAGCUGUAUGUAAUGGAAAAAAAAUGAAACUGUCUUAUUGCAACUAA